AUGAUCUUGUGCGCGCUCCGAGGUUUGGAGGCUGGUUGGCUAAGACUCGAUCAGGAAACAAAGGAGCAACUGCUGCUGCUGGGCAGUGACGAGGCAUGGUUGUCGAGCGAGGACCUGGCUCAGAAGGAGCACAGAGACGCGGAGCAAAACAUUCAGCAAUCGUCCCUGCAAGCGGAGAGAUUGCUUGGUGCUGGCAUUCAAUACCGGGCUGUUCGUGACCUCCAGUGCUUCAAGAGCCCCUCGACUGAGGACGACAACAAGGUCAUCACCGAGGGACAUGCUUUGGUCGGUUACCCAAGCUACCAUCACUGGAUUCGCCUGGCAGACUCGGAGUCCAAUACGGACUUCAUCUCGCACUGGGUCUUUCAGGAUCCUGGCAGCCCAGCCCUCAAGGCAAGCUGGUGUCGCGUGAAAGUCUCCCAGAACUCGUUUGGUGUGCUGCACCUCAGCUGGCCCGGGCUGGUGGUAUCUCAGCACAGUACCGUCUAUUACUGUCUGGAGUGGAGCAAGCGUGGUGCAGAACAUGCAAAGGGCUCUGGUAUGACUUCUCGUCCGGAGUGUACACUUGCGACUUGUGAUGAAGAGACGCAGUUUCGAGUCAGUGCAUUCAUCAACAGCAAGGAUAGGAGUUUGCAUGUAGCAAGCUUCUGGCAAUCAGAUUGGCAGCUGGAGCCGAUGAAAGCAGAUUCGCCUCGGACGCUGGGAACUGCAACGCAUCCCUCAGAGGGAGAGCAAAGGGGUGAUGAGGGCUCAGCGACGAAUGGAGAGUGCAAUGAGCCUCACGAUGAGCUUAGCGAUGAGCCGACUGGCUUGCAGCCAGCUGUAUCGGAAGAGGUCGGAACAGGCUCAGCCCCUGGGGAAAAUUCAGUGCCUGAGCAUGGCGACGAAGCUGCGCCGACUGACAAUGAACCGGAUUCGGAUGUCAAGAGCUCCGGAGUCACGCACGCUUGUCUUGGCGAAAGCAGCGUGCCUGCGGAACAGGAAGCAUUCAGGCAAUCGCAAGGAAAGGAGGCAGGAUCCCAGGUUUCAGCUGAGGAAGUGAGUGAGCCAAGCAAAGCUGACGCUGACCCUUUUCCAAGCGGCACUAAAGCAGAAGAGCCGCAGCCGCCGUCACCAAGUCCUGAAUCACAACCAAUGAGCCUUGAGACAAAGAAAAUGGGCCCUGCUCAAAAGGCCCGGCAAGCGGCCGUUCGUCGCGCAGCUUUGGUUGCAGAAGAAGUCAUGGGCAAGCCUGUGGAGUAUUCGGUUGUUGCUGAAACCCCGCUGUAUGGCGAGCCGCAAGCAGCGUCACCGCUGUCAAAGAGCACGCUGAAGCCUGGCACCAAAAUUUCAGGCUAUCCAGGCAAUGCGAGUUGGGUCCGUCUGGUGGGCGCGGAAGAGGAAUGGGCUCCCGUAAAGAGCCCUGGUCCUGGGAAGGAGGUUCUUCUCUGCCCGACAUGGGCGCAGCUACAAUCUGAGGCUGUCUUCAGCGAAGCUUUGAUGAUAAGCUGGUCAGGUCUGGCAGCUCCCAAGCCACCGUACGUCGCAGCCUACAGCGUCGAGUGGAGGCUUACGCCGGGCGAGGAGCUUCCAAUUGGUGCAGGAGACGGACAAGACUUCAAGAAGAGUGGUUAUGCAUUGAGUCUCCAGCCACGUGCAGCAGUGCAACUGCGAGCUGGAGUUCGUGUGGCUGCCCAAUCUGCAGGGCAAGCAGAUUUUCGAUUGCUGGGUCCUUGGCAGGAUUUUACUACCGGCAGUCCCCUCACCGAAGAGGAGGAGGCAGAGCCUUCUCGAAGUAUCGAUCCUUUUGGAGCUGCGCGCGGAGACUGCGAGAGCAGCCAAUGCCGCGGCUACGUUGCAGACUUGGAUGCUUUGGCUUCUGUCGGUGCCAAUGCGAACUUCAUGGUCCAAAAGGCAAUUUGUAUUCGCUGUGGCAAGUCAUUCGAGGCGCAUCGGCGCCUCGAGCGCACAGAGGCUAUAAAGAAAAAGAAGAAGGUGACUGAGGCAAGCACUGGCAAACCACCAGAGGAUGACAACAACCUGAAGAACUUCCAA
Messenger RNA from Symbiodinium pilosum, 2034 nucleotides. NCBI's taxonomy places the organism in Eukaryota, Dinophyceae, Suessiales, Symbiodiniaceae. The record is from the annotation of a GenBank genome assembly.